Molecule: messenger RNA, 4311 nt
Organism: Fusarium verticillioides 7600
Lineage: Eukaryota; Fungi; Ascomycota; Sordariomycetes; Hypocreales; Nectriaceae
Product: tRNA wybutosine-synthesizing protein 2
Exons: 5
Coding region: 558-1565 (335 amino acids)
Biological process (GO): tRNA N1-guanine methylation; mitochondrial tRNA methylation
Cellular component (GO): cytoplasm; mitochondrial matrix
Source: RefSeq, a predicted model, not a curated record
ACUGAACUGAAGGACCAGGGAAAUAAUAGUCAAGACCCUUGUUUGACUCAAGUCAGUCAGUCAGUCAGUGCAUUUUCGCCAAAAAAAAAAAAUUAUUCAACAAUACCUGAGGUCAUUAUGGAUAAAAAUUCACAGUUGCGAGAAAUGAACCUCUUCCGAGCACCAGCCGCUCGUGCGGCAAAGACACUCGAUAGGUCUCUCUUUGCAAAAACUCUUAACGCUGCGGCGGCUUCUAUCAAGGAGAAUAAGCUGCUGUCCAAGUAUAGAAAGGAGCUUGAGAAGACCAAUGAGGUUUUGUUUAUGGAGAGAUAUAAUCCCGUCUUGCCUGAUCCAGACCCGUCACUUGCUUCUCAAGGCAAAAAAUGUAUCGUGUUGGCUCCUCAGAUUAAGCCUGCGUCUCCAGAAACAUGGAGUCCCAUCCUCAAAGAAGCCUCGAAAGUCGGUGAUAUUAAGGUGGUACCGUAUGAUAUUGAAAUUGGAUAUGACUCUUGGUCUUAUCGUACGUAUGCACACAAGCCUCAUUGACAAGCGAACACUGACAAGUACGAGUUGAUGUUAUGAAAUCCAUUCUUCCAGAUGAACUUCACGAGGAAAUCCCAAGUGGCUUCAACACCGUGGGACACGUCGCCCACCUCAACAUCCGUGAUCAGUACCUACCUUACAAGAACAUUAUCGCCCAAGUGCUUCUAGACAAGAACCCUCACAUCAAAACCGUGAUCAACAAGAUCGAUAAUGUCGGUUCAGAGAACGAGUUCAGGACCUUUGCCUACGAAGUCCUUGGUGGUCCCGAUGAUAUGAACGUGGAGGUGAGCGAGGCCGGCUGCGUAUUCAAGUUCGACUACUCCAAGGUAUACUGGAACAGCAAGCUCGACACGGAGCACAAACGGAUUGCAGGACUUUUCAAGCCUGGAGAGGUUGUUGCAGAUGUCAUGGCUGGUAUUGGACCCUUUGCGGUACCGGCUGGCAAGAAGGGCGUCUUUGUCUGGGCCAACGACAAGAACCCAGAGAGCUACCGCUACCUUGAGGAAGCGAUCCGCAGGAAUAAGGUCUCGGAGUUUGUCAAGCCCUUCAACUACGAUGGCCACGACUUCAUCCGCACAUCCGCAAACCUUGUCCUGGAGGCAUCAAAGCGCGGCGACUGUGCCGUGAUCAAACCUCCGAGGCAACCAAGAAACUCUACGGCUCCGCCCCCGGAGCCUGUCCGAGUGCCCGUGCCACCAACGAUCUCACAUUUUGUCAUGAACCUCCCGGCAUCCGCAAUUGAGUUCACACACAAUUACCGCGGUCUGUACCACGGCCACGAGGAGCUAUUUGAGCCUCACACCGAGACCAAGCUGCCCAUGGUGCACGUUCACUGCUUCUCAGUCAAGGCUGAUGACGAGACACCCCUCAUGGACAUCUGCGAGCGGAUACGUAAAGAGAUUGGCGUCUUACUCAGACCGGGUGAUCCCGAGAACCAAGGCGAGGUGCUCAUCUACGAUGUGCGCGAUGUCGCUCCAGCAAAGAGAAUGUUUUGCGCUUCAUUCCGUCUACCGCGUGAGGUUGCCUUUGCCGAGAGGGCUUAGACGGGGGUCGGUCGAUGUCGAUAUUGAUGGCGCCGGUAGAUCUCGGACCCCGGGGUGGGACUUUGUCGGCCGGGCGAACGGCCGGAGGGGUCUUCCCUUGUGCGGUGCGGUGCGUUGUGUGUUGGUCACUAUUCUAUUCUACUUUACUUUACUGUACUGUACUGUAACGUAUCCGCGCCGCGAUAGGAUAUCGAUUGACCUACCAAAUGCAGUACGAGGCCGGAAACUCAAAAAGAACAGACCAAAGCGCCUAGAUUUGAGACGAAUGCAACUCUACUCUCCUCUACUGACUGUACAGUCAAGAACAGGGUCGCAUUCGUCGGGAUAUGGCCGUCGAUAAUGAGGCGCUUACAGUACUUAUCGCUGAUAUCUUGUCGUCUCCAAGACCAAGACCCCCAGCCAAGCCAAGCCAAUUGGUGGCUGGGUGAGUUUUACCGUGAUCCAUUCAGGCACGAUGACGCUCUCAUGAUAGACUAGAUGAUAAGUCAGUGUGCAGUAGAGAGAGAAAGAGAGAGAGAGCCGCGAUAACGAGUCCUGCGGGGAUCCUUUGAACCGUUACAAAGCAGAACAUGACAGAACCAGAACAGAUUUGCUUGCAGCCGGUCAACGCAGUUUGGGAAUUAUCCUGGCAGAUCGACGGUUCAUCCAAAUUAUGAAAAGUCCUCCUCCUCCAUUUGGUUGUUUCGUGAGCAAAACAAGCUCACAAGGCGCCAUGCGUGGCUGACAAGGUCAAGACGUGGCACCCCCUCACACUUGAACUCGUACAUAUGUAGGAGCAUGAACGUUCCCCUGGCAUCCCUGCUCCCACUCCCACUCACACUCACACUCACACUCACACUCACGGUCGCUGGUGGAAACGGGUUGUGUUGCCCAUCUCAUCAGCGCCGGCAUCUUAUCUUGGACACCGUUAUCAUUAUACGUCCGGACACCUGACUUCGAGUUGAACAACGCAGACACACCCUCUCAGGCUGCUCUGGUCUGCAUCCUCGCACUCUUUUGGUUUCACGGCAUGACCGUUGGACUGCAGUCUGCAGUGUAGUGUAUGUAGUGCGUCGCGCAUGCAUUGGAGCUGACGCGCGCCUUGUUGUGUAACUUGGAAGAACCAAGCCAUGGCAGAGGCAAAUCAAUCGCUGUGAGACACAUUCAAAUCGACAGCGAAUGACAAGACAGAUUAUUCAGGUCGGGGUUCUUCUGCACACGUUUUUGCAAGACACACAUUCUAGGACAUGCUGUGGGCUCUGUAGUGUGGCUGCAUAUUGUCAAUGUCAGUGUUAGUUAAGUGUUAGUCAUGUCGUGAUAUCAAAUUUCAAUUUAGCAUCCUUGUUGAGCAUCUUUUCUCCUCCUCCUCCUCCUCCUCCUCCUCCUCCUCCUCUUCUCUUCCUCUUUCAGUGAUGUGCUUCCAUAACAGCUUGGGCUCCCUGGUCUUUCCGCCAUCCCGACCCAAAAUCCAGGGUUACUUCGAAAUCUAGGCGACCUCGGUGUGGUAUUCCGUAACCCUAUGCGCAGGUAGGGGUGCUGCCAUCCCACGCAAAUUCCCCUGACCGAUCUACCAUACGCACAUCCUUCCUUCAGCCAGGCCAUACAUACAUACAUACACUGUAAAUCAUCCAUGUCUGCAAAUGCAAGCCAUGGUUGCGCUGCAUUAUCAGCAAGAUACCAAAACACAAUACCAUGGAGGCACGGUGCCAUACGAUCUUCGCAGCAUCUGAUGAAUUUGAGGGAUCGAAGUAGUACCCAAGCUGGAAGCUUAUCAACUCUGGUUGAAAAGAUGGCAGUUUGUUUUGAGAAAGGAAGAAAGAAUUUGCCAAAUUGAUGACAGGGUGCACUCGGCGGAGAAUCGCAAAAUCCACAAAGAAACCGAGAUGCAAAGCAACCCGAGCGUGUGAUGAGACAUAUUUGGCGAAUUCUAACGCCAACUGUAUAAAACGGUGGCGAGAAGUAAUAGCCCAUGCAAAUGAAAUGAUUAUGAUUCCUGCAAGAGAAGCCAUUCGGAAAUCACAAGGCAUCAUACUCACACCCUAUUCAACCCAAACUCGUUGAUCCUCUGAGGCGGCCCGUCGCAUAUCAUCUAUAGCUCAGGUGAAAUAUAUGUUGAUGCUGCAACCUGGUGGUCUCUAUCUAGCCCUCGCACUCACAGGUAUCAAUCAGCGCAGGGCCAUGCUGCAAGUCCAAAGAACGGUUGCGGGAACUGCAACCCAUGGCAGGGAGGCUCUGGAUGGAAUCAUCUGGUAUCCGGGUCCAUAUGCAACGCACAUCACGCAUCUACAUACAGUACAUCAAAGUUCAAACGGCCAUCUCCAAUUAGGCUCUGCUGCAGCGCCUCGGGAACCAGGAUCUGGCGAGAAUGGGGUGUGGAGUAUAAGUUAGUAUCGGGAUGAGGAAGCGAGAAGAAGUAGACAGUCAAGCCAGUCAUGAAUGAGGCUGAAGACGUGAGUAUAUAGAAAAGCGACUGCUUCGAGAUAGGGUUGUAAUGGAGUUGCCGUGGGUGUUUCGAUAACAUUGAUGCCAUUCGUCCUCCAUCCAUCCAUGGCAUGACUGGGGUGAUAAGUCAAGAGGUGGCAUGGCAUGUCCCAGCAAGAUUCGCUGGCUUCGCGCCAAGUUCGGGAGAAUCGAGCUCGUCACGAUCAUAGGGUUCAAAGUUCCCGAUUCUCCAGGGGCUUCCUCGCCAAGGGGUACUCUGUAUUGGUAUUGGUAAUAUCUCACAAUUCAUGAUUCUCCUGAAGGAUGCACAUGAAUGAACCUUCAC